Molecule: messenger RNA, 9414 nt
Organism: Symphalangus syndactylus (siamang)
Lineage: Eukaryota; Metazoa; Chordata; Mammalia; Primates; Hylobatidae
Gene: TRMT9B
Product: tRNA methyltransferase 9B (putative)
Biological process (GO): tRNA methylation; tRNA wobble uridine modification
Cellular component (GO): cytoplasm; nucleus
Molecular function (GO): tRNA binding; S-adenosylmethionine-dependent methyltransferase activity; tRNA (5-carboxymethyluridine(34)-5-O)-methyltransferase activity
Source: RefSeq, a predicted model, not a curated record
AGCCUGGCCUCGUGUCCGCCAGUUCCUGCAAGAGCAGAAGCCAGGCAGCCUCAUCGCUGACAUAGGAAUCCUGAAAUUGCACCCUUGGCAUGCCAGUACCUGGAAUAUUUAUUUUACAGCAGAAACUCAGACAGUCAAGUCAGCAGCAAGCAAAAAACUUUCUCAAACUUUUUUUUUUUUUUUUUGAGAUGGAGUUUCACCAUUGUCAGCCAGAUUGGAGUGCAGUGGUGCAAUCUCAGCUUGCUACAAACUCCGCCUCCCGGGUUCAACUGAUUCUCCUGCCUCAGCCUCCCAAAUAGCUAUGAUUACAGGCACCCGCCACCACGCCCAGCUAAUUUUUGUAUUUUUAGUAGAAACGGGGUUUUGCCAUGUUGGCCAGGCUGGUCCCGAACUCCUGACCUCAGGUGAUCCAUCUGUCUCGGCCUCCCAAAGUGCUGGGAUUACAGGCUUGAGCCACUGUGACUGGCCUCAAACUUUACAUUUAGACAGUGGCUUUUCAGGGCCUUUGUGUACAUCCUCCACCAAAACGGACCUGACAUUGAUUGAAUAAAUCAGGAUGGAAAUGAUGGCUUGUGAAACCAACCGUUGUAAAUUUAAAGAUAUUCACGUUUGCCAAAUGUGUUCUCCGCUGGUGGCUCACUUUGGGUGGCUCACAUGCCUUCUAUAGAAUUGCGGGAUUAUGGAAGAGGUCCACUAAUAUCUUAUGAAUCUCAUGGGUCCUUUCCUUUAAUUAUUCUAUAGGUGUUUCAUUAUAGGAGUGUAUCUUUAAUUAGACAGUAUUUUAAUAAUAACUUAUUUGUCUGGAGGACAUUGGUUCAGUAUGUUCCUAAAUCAAGAACUGGUAAACCACAGCUUAGUAGAUCUAGGACUAAGACUUAAGAUGUGGUUGGAAUCUCACUCAAUGCUUACCCACCUAAAACUGCGUUCUAGCAAUUGCAUGCUGACUGCACCCAUGAGUCGUAAGUCUGUAGUUGCAAAGUCUGUCUAGUUUGAUAUUCAUUCUAAAUACUGGUAAGAGAAACAGACAUACCAGAACUUGUGGCUUGCUGAAGAUGGUAUGAGUAAUGUGGAAUCUGGGGAAGCGGUGCAUGUCACAUGGAAAUUGGGAGUCUUUGAAAAAUAUCUCUAUCAUGUAAAUUAAAAAAUAAUAAACCUAGUUUCAGAAUGUGCAGUGAGUUUGGAGCUCUUACCACCUAUAAUCUAAGUAAGCCACAUACCAGGAUCUUAAAAUCAGUGGGGAAAAGGAACUAUUCAGUAAAUGGCUUUGGGAUAACAACAUAUAUAAUCAGAGAGUUACUUUCUCACACCUUGCAUCAAAAUAAAUUCCAAAUGAAGCAAAGAUUUAAGUAUAAGAAAAUGAGCUCAUUAAAGGACUAAAUGACAACUAGAUUGUUAUUUAAAAUAUUCUCAGAGGCAAAAUGCCUAUGUAUGAUACACAUACAACAAGAAAUCAUAAAAGAAUAUACAGUUGAUUGCCAUUAUUCACAGUACUUACAUUUCAUAUAUGUAUCAUAAACAUUGAAUUGGCAAAUACUGAAUCAUUGUUUUUAGGGGAAACAUUGGAUUAGGCUCCUGUAAGCUUCAGGUCACAACAUUUUUGUCAAUUUACCAAUGUAUAAGCUUGUUGCAUAUGUGUUUCUGUUUAAAGACACCUUGUUUACUAUAUAUCAUUAUUUCAUAAACAUUGGGCUCACGGCCAACACACUAUAACUCUUUCGUGAACAAAGCUUAUCUAACACAUAUAUUUUGUCCAUCAGAGACAUCCCAGCCUUCUUAUGUUCAGGAACACUAGACGGCAUUUCAGCCCCAGGCUUAGGCCGUUUGAAACAGCAAAAUCACCGGUAAAAACUGUACAAAUGGAGAAAUUGUAGCCCUAAGUAGAUUAUGGAAAGGACACUUAAUUACGGUAUGGGAGCUGAAAAAAGGAGGCUGGGUAUGUGGGUCUCAGGUGACUCAAAUAUUUUGCUGCACUGUGAGUAUAUAAGUCUAAUAGUGGCCAUGCAAGGCUAUAGUAUUGUCGUUGGGGUUACAAAUAAAUUUCAGCAGGUAGAUUAACUGCAAAUAUGGAAGCUGUAAUUUAUGAGGAUUAACUAUAUUGACAGAUAACUUUGACCCUAUCAAAAUGGAAAACUUCCACAAGACAAAAAUCUAGCAGACAUACAAUUCAAAAGACCAAAACCAAACUAAGUAAAAAUAUCUGCAACACAUGUCAUAGAAAUCUAGAUUUUCUUUUUUUUUUCUGAGACAGAGUCUUGCUCUGUUGCCCAGGCUGGAGUGCAGUGGCGCUAUCUCUGCUCACUGCAAACUCCACCUCCCAGGUUCACGCCAUUCUCCUGCCUCAGCCUCCCUAGUAGCUGGGACUACAGGCGCCCGCCACCACGCCCGGCUAAUUUUUUGUAUUUUUAGUAGAGACGGGUUUUCACCGUGUUAGCCAGGAUGGUCUCGAUCUCCUGACCUCGUGAUCCACCCACCUAGGCCUCCCAAAGUGCUGGGAUUACAGGCGUGAGCUGCCACGCCCGGCUGGUAACUUUUUUAAUCUACUAAGCAUUCUUCAGUAUUACUGUAAAAAAAGACCAGCAUCCUGUCAUUUGCGACAACACAGAGGAACCUGGAAGAUAUUAUGCUAGGUGAAAUCAGCCAGGCACAGAAAGAGAAAUACCCAGUGAUCUCACUUAUUUAUGGGAUCUAAAACAGUCGGACUCAUAGAAGGAGAGAUUAAAAUGGUGGUUACCUGGGGCUGGGGUGUCGAAGCGGGUGGGGUAGGUGUAGGAAAUGGUAAGAUGUUGGUUAAAAGAUUCAGAGUAUCAAACAGAAGGAAUUAAGUUCAAAAGAAUAAAAAAGAAAAACUACCAACAAGUCACAAGAAAAAUAGUGAAAGGAUGUGAACAAAUGGUUCAAAAUGUGUAAAAGUAUUUUAAUAGGUAACCCACUGAUAACGGUUCGGCAACAAAGCACAAAAGAAUGCAUAGUGUAAAAUCUUCUCCCAACCCAGUCCCUGGCGCCAAGCAACCCACACCAGAGGCCUCUGAUGCUAUUAGCUUCUUGUAUGAUCUUUUUGAGAUGUUUUAUGUAACUAUGAGCAUAUUUGUGCCUGUGAGUGUGUGAUGGGUAAUUUCCCUUUUUUGGUUACACUAAUGGUAGUAUGCUAUAAAAACAAUUAUAAUUAUACACCUAGGUUUUGUUAUACUUUUAAUAUAUUGAGGAAAUCAUUCCAUAUUUAUAUUUAUUAUAGAGCUACCCAGUAUUAAAAGCUGCCUAGCAUUCUAUGCUAAUAGUGCCAUAUUAACAUUUAAUAUAUGUUGUUUGCUGUAUUUUGCCAGUACAAAUUACACUACAAAUAGGCUAGGCACGGUAUCUCACACCUGUAAUCCUAGCACUUUGGGAGGUGAGGCGGGCAGAUCAUUCAGCUCAGGAGUUCAAGACCAGCCUGGACAACAUGGUGAAACCCCAUCUCUACAAAAAAUAAAACAACAAUAAAAAUAAUUAGCUGAGCAUGGUGGCACAUGCCUGUAGUCUCAGCUACUUGAGAGGCUGAGGUAGGAGGACAGCAUGAGUCUGGGAGGCAGAGGUUGCAGUGAGUCGAGAUGGUGCCACUGCACUCCAGCCUGGGUGACAUAGUGAGACCAUAUCUCAAAAAAAAAAAAAAAGUCUUACAAAUAAUAUUCUUUAAAUACCUCUGUGCAAAUCAACAACUACAUCUAUAGUAAAUAUCUUUUUGCCAAUUUGUAUCUUUUGAAUUUUGUACUAUAUACAUUUUUUAAACUAUUCAAUAAAUAUGGUCAUGUUUUCAUUCCAAAAUGAAAGAUGCAUUUUAAUAAAAUUGAAGUUAAAGAAGAAAGAAAUGAAAAAGAAAGAAGUUCAAAGGGAUGAGCAGAAGAAAAGACAGAUGAUAAUAUGACUGUCCUCUAAAGGAAAUGGUUUUUGUCGCUAGGUUUUCCACUUAGCUAGAAUCAUCAGCUGUUUGAUGAAUAGACAAUAGAUUGGAUUAAAAAAUAUUUAAAAUCUUUUUUCGUUCAAUUCAAGAUUUAGACAUGAAUGCCAUUAGAAAUGAACAGGGGCAAAUCAAGAUUUCUAGGGCACUAGAAGCGUUGUCAGGAGAAAAGACCUCUGUUUCCUCCUUAUUACAAAAUGCUCUCUGAACAGGCCCUCCUCAUUCUAAAGAUCUAUGAGUCUGAUUUUAUUAAUAUCAUUGAAGUAACUUUCCCUUUCAUUUCUCCUAAAGUAUCCCUCGAGCCAAUGAAAAAGCAAACGAGUUGCAAGGUUAUUUUUCUUAAAAUGGAACCAUCAUCUUUUGAAAUACACAGGAUUUUAAUUUUAAAAUACUUUGUGAAUUAUAUUUUCCCCAUGAUUGCCUUCAAAUAGUGGGUACUUUUUCUCAUAAGCAUUAUUGGGAACCAUAUGGCUACGAGAUCAAAGGUGUUUUUAAGACCACGACUGUGUCUUAGAAACGUCUACAUAGAAAUAAUAUGGUCACAUUUACAUGGAAAUAAUAAUGCUGGAAUUGUUUUCUUUUUUCUUUAUUUUUUUUUUUUGAGACAAAAUCUAACUCUGUCAUCACCUAGGGUGGAGUGCAAUGAUGCUACCCCAGCUCACUGCAACCUCCACCUCCUGGAUUUAAGUGAUUUUUUUCUGCCUCAGCCUCCUGAGUAGCAGGGAUUACAGGUGCCUGCCACCACACCCAGCUAAUUUUUGUAUUUUUAGUAGAGAGGGGUUUCACCAUAUUGGCCAGGCUGGUCUCAAACUCCUGCCCUCAAGUGAUCCACCCGCUGCGGUGUUCCAAAGUGCUAGGAUUAUAGGCAUAAGCCACUGCGCCAGACCCCAAAUUUUAUUUUUUAUUCAUAUAUUCUCCACUGUCUCAGCUGGCAUUAAUGAAUCUUAAGUUUGCUUUUAUUGUAUCAUAAUUUUGAAAGUGCCUAGUAAGGAGGGAUUAUUAGUGUCCUGAUGUAUUUCAGAAGCAGCAAACUAAUCAUCUUUAAAUAGUGGUAGAUAUUUUUUCAGGUAGAAAAAUUUUAUAUGUAAUGCCAAUAGGUACAAAUAUAGGCUGUAAUGAUUUCUUUUAAUAUUUCUGGAAAGGAAUUAGAUUAUAUAUCUGUGGUAGAAUAUAAUACUCAGUAUUAGAUUGUAGAAGGCUUUGUUUCAAGGUGGUUAUUCAUUCAUGUUACUAACUUCUUCAAUCAUAACAUCAGUAAGACCUCUAUGAUCUGAAUCUUUGGGCUUUGUAAAUCCUGAAUUACUUAGGUCUCUGCUACUGGAAAGUGAAUAUCAAAAAUUGUCUAUUUAAGAAAAAAGUAGUUUUUAUAAUCUGAGUUGUAUACUGGACCCAUAGAGAUCAUUUUAAAUGUAGCAUGAAUACAGAUUGGAUAAAAACAAUGUUAAAAAUUCUUUUCUAAUUCAAGUUCAAAUUUUAAAAAUUUGAAAGGCAUGUUUUAGUGUAUAAAUAAUUGAAAAGUUGUUGACAGUUGUUUGUUUUGCAGUCAGCAAGUGGUAAGAAUCUUUGGAGAGACAACAGGAGAAUAAAGGCCAUAACAUGCGUAUAUACACAAUGAAAUAUGGAUGUGAGCUUAGAGGCUACACACGGUCUCUGGGAUACUAGAACUAUUUCUCUUGCUGUGGACCAGCUAACGUGCCUUGGUUGCGCCAGUGCACUGACCCCCUGUGGACAUUACCUCAUUAAAUAUUCAAUAAAUGUUAUUUUUUUCCUAUUGCCUUUCUCUCUUCUAUAUGAGAAUAUGUAAGUAUUCGCUGAAGGCUUUUCUUUUGCUUUUGUGAAUACUUUCACACCAUGUUGUAUUUUAUCUUGGUUAGUUAAAAAAAAAAAAAAUGUUGACCAGGCGCGGUGGCUCAUGCCUGUAAUCCCAACACUUUGGGAGGCCCAGUUGGGCGGAUCACCUGAGGUUGGGAGUUCAAGACCAACCUAACUAACAUGGAGAAACCCGUCUGUACUAGCAAUACAAAAUUAGCUGGUCAUGGUGUCAUGCGCCUAUGAUCCCACCUACUCGGGAGGCUGAGGCAAGAGAAUUGCUUGAACCCGGGAGGCAAAGGUUGCAGUGAGCCGAGAUCGCACCACUGCACUCCAGCCUGGGUGACUGAGGGAGACUCUGUCUCAAAAAAUAUAUAUAAAAAGUUAAUUAUAUUUCUUGUUAUGAGACGAACUAUUUCACACUUUCCAUUGAGGAUAGCAUGUAACGCAGGUUUUUCUCUUAUAGGUUGUGGGACUGGAAAGUAUCUUAAAGUGAACAGCCAGGUACAUACCGUGGGCUGUGACUACUGUGGGCCACUGGUAGAGAUUGCCCGGGAUAGAGGAUGUGAAGCCAUGGUAUGUGACAACCUUAAUCUCCCCUUUAGGGAUGAGGGCUUCGAUGCCAUCAUCUCCAUAGGAGUCAUACAUCAUUUUUCUACAAAACAAAGAAGAAUCAGAGCAAUAAAAGAAAUGGCCAGGGUCUUAGUUCCUGGAGGCCAGAUGAUGAUUUACGUUUGGGCAAUGGAACAAAAGAACCGUCGCUUUGAGAAGCAAGACGUGCUUGUUCCAUGGAACAGGGCCCUGUGUUCCCAGCUCUUCUCAGAGUCCAGCCAGUCUGGGAGGAAGAGACAGUGUGGACACCCAGAAAGAGGCCAUCCCUACCAUCCUCCUUGCUCUGAGUGUAGCUGUUCUGUUUGUUUUAAAGAGCAGUGUGGUUCAAAACGGUCCCACAGUGUGGACUAUGAACCUGCUAUGGCAAGAAACUGUUUUGCAAAUAUUUCUAAGGAAGGCGAGGAAGAAUAUGGAUUCUACGGCACAUUAGGAAAAUCGUUUCGUUCCUGGUUUUUCUCAAGAUCUUUGGAUGAAUCGACUCUGAGGAAGCAAAUUGAAAGAGUAAGACCCUUGAAGAACACAGAAGUUUGGGCCAAUAGCACUGUAACAAUUCAGCCUUCCAGACACUCUAGUUUAGACUUUGAUCACCAAGAGCCAUUUUCAACAAAAGAGCAAAGCUUAGAUGAGGAAGUGUUUGUGGAAUCUUCUUCUCAAAAACACUUGGAGUGGCUGAGAGCACCAGGCACUCUGAAGCAUUUAAAUGGAGACCAUCAAGGAGAAAUGAGGAGAAAUGGAGGGGGAAAUUUUCUGGAUAGCACUAAUACCAGUGGGAAUUGUGCGGAUGCAGGUAACUUACAAGAUGAUAAUCCUUCUGCUACUAAAAUAUUGAGAAGGAUUUCUGCAGUCGAUUCCACAGAUUCCAACCCAGAUGAUACAAUGUCUGUCGAAGAUCCACAGCCUGAUAUUUUGGACUCCAGAGCCUUUAUGCGCUACUACCAUGUGUUUCGAGAAGGGGAGCUGUGCAGUCUGCUUAAGGAGAAUGUGUCAGAGCUCCGUAUCCUGAGUUCUGGGAAUGAUCAUGGUAACUGGUGUAUCAUUGCAGAGAAAAAGGGAAGUUGUGAUUGAUUGGAUCCUUCUAGACAACUCUUCCAAAAGAUGAACCACAUUCUUUUCACUAGGUUUGAUAUGGUUACCUGAAUUUGCAUUCAGUAUUAUUUGUUAAUCCAUUUAUGCUUUGGUCUGCAGAGACUAUUAGUUAUUUGGUUGUUUUUGUUUUUAUCUUUGAAUAAGCACAGAUCCUGGCACUGAAAGCACUUGACAAAGGGUAUUUGUGCUUAAAUGUUAAUAUAAAAGAUCUGAAGAAGCAACAGAAAAUGCCCUUCAGUACAGCUCAGAUUUUGUUUAACCCCUGAGAGAUAAAGUACAUGUAUAGUGUUUUUCAGUAUUACACAUCAAUUUAAAAAGAUUAUGCUGUUAAAUAAUCUUUUAAAACAGUAUUUUUAUAAAGUGAGGGGAUAACUUCUGGUUCUCAGGUUAUAAUUGAGAGCAGUGUGCAAGAUAGUAGGUAAACUUGAUCCAUUGCACAGAUAUACAUUGAACCCGGUGAUGAGUUAUCUUGUUGCCAAGGCCUUGCUUUUACUUAAAGUUUUCAGAAAACUGAGUGACAGUGGAGAGAACCAAGAAGUGUUACAAGGACUUUUCUAAAUUAUAAGCAAACUUGCUUCAAAGUAAGUUGACAUGUGAUAAUAAGGUUUUCAAUGUAGCCCAGGAGGUUUUUAAAGGCACUGUUAGGCUGAGCAUGGUGGCUCAUACCUGUAAUCCCAGCACUUUGGGAGGCCGAGAUGGAAGGAUCACUUGAACCCAGGAGUUCAAGAGUAGCCUGGGCAACAUAGCAAGACCCCAUCUCUAUAAAAAAUUAGCCAGGUGUGGUGGUGCAUGCCUGUCAUCCAAGCUACUCGAGAGACUAAGGCAGGAGGAUCAUAGGAGCCCAAGAGUUCAAGGCUGCAGUGAGCUAUGAUUGCACCACUGCACUGCAGCCUGGGCAACAUAGCAAGACUCUGUCUCUAAAUAAUAAUAAUAGUAAUAAUAAUAAAGGCAUUGUUAGCUUGUAAGGAGUGGAGUAUGUAGGUACUAGGAGUUAUAUGCAAGUACCAAAGUGGUAUUCUUCCAAUCUUAUUAGAAGCAUAAAUAUUCAAGAUUCAUAUUACUAUUGCUUAUUAGCAAGAUUGUUAUCAAUCAUGCUUUUUAGAAGCAUGAAUAUCCAAGACCAUGAUUGACUAAUGAUGAGUCUGCAUCAAGAACUAGGCAUUUCUUUUGCGUUGACGGACUCUUUAGGAAAGGAGAAUCUAGGUGAAGCACUGAUUUUAGUUUUGAGAACAAACAAAUUAAGGUACAGCAUAGUUAGCCUUGGUAGAGGUAUGACUGGGAUUUGCUGUAUCCUUUAAAAUAGUAUCUGGGCAUUUAUUUUAUUGAAGGUGACUACAUUUUAUUAGUUAUAUUAGGAAUUUAGGUAGAAUCAACUUCUACUGAUUAAAGGUUGAAUUUCUGUCACUUUGUAGAGAAACAAAUAGACUGGACACUGUGUGGUCACUGUUUAGAUUUGCCCAUGGGUCUGUUUAAAUCUAUGUCAUAGAUCCUGAGACAAAAAUAUAAUUAAGACAGGUCUAGAGACAGAAGAAGCAGAAAUAAGUUGACCCAGGAGUACAGUCUCAAAUAGUUCAUUAAUGAGAAAAUUGACAUCUGACAAGAGUCAUUUUACUUUAUCCUGGAUGAAAAUGCAAACCUUGUUUUAUUUUUUCCACUAAAAGUAACUAAAAUAAUAACGAAUUUCAUUUGUUCUUGGGUUCUUUUUUCCUUUAAUGAUUGUGCUAUAACUUAAAAUAAUGAUGUUACUUUUGAACAAACUUAAAGAACUAUUUUUAAAGCGUAUCUGAAAACGAUUGAUGUUUAUAACUCUCUUUUGGCUUCAAAAUAAGAUUGUCUUAUCACCAUUUUGGUAGAUGAAGUUGUCUGGUGAAAAUGGUGCAUAUCACUUGUACUGUUCAGUGUACAUCCUGCAGUAGUGGAUGAUUGAAAACAUAUAUAAGUGGAGUAUAAAUUAAAAAUUAAUUUGGUUUCUUCUA